This is a messenger RNA of Phaethon lepturus (White-tailed tropicbird), 1027 nucleotides long. It is a transcript of the gene BUB3, whose product is annotated as BUB3 mitotic checkpoint protein. Gene Ontology annotation, biological process: mitotic spindle assembly checkpoint signaling. Gene Ontology annotation, molecular function: ubiquitin binding. Bases 44 to 1027 code for a protein of 327 amino acids. The transcript is spliced from 7 exons. The record is from RefSeq and is a predicted model, not a curated record. NCBI's taxonomy places the organism in Eukaryota, Metazoa, Chordata, Aves, Phaethontiformes, Phaethontidae. Gene Ontology annotation, cellular component: mitotic checkpoint complex; kinetochore; bub1-bub3 complex.
UUUCCGUGGCGCUGCGUGGAGCAGCGAGAGGAACUCGUUCAAUAUGAAAACGAUGACGGGAUCAAACGAAUUCAAACUAAAUCAAACUCCAGAUGAUGGUAUUUCAUCAGUGAAGUUUAGUCCAAAUACAUCUCAGUUUCUGCUUGUUUCAUCCUGGGACACAACUGUCCGACUUUAUGAUGUUCCUGCCAACACCAUGAGACUCAAAUAUCAACAUUCAGGAGCUGUCCUUGACUGUGCUUUUUAUGAUCCUACCCAUGCCUGGAGUGGAGGAUUAGACCAGCAAUUGAAAAUGCACGAUCUAAACACGGACCAAGAAAACCUUGUUGGUGCCCAUGAUGCUCCUAUCAGAUGUGUUGAGUAUUGUCCAGAAGUGAAUGUCAUGGUUACUGGAAGCUGGGAUCAAACAGUUAAACUAUGGGAUCCCAGAACUCCUUGUAAUGCAGGAACCUUCUCUCAACCUGAAAAGGUCUACACGCUUUCUGUGUCCGGAGAUAGACUAAUUGUGGGGACAGCAGGUCGGAGAGUGCUGGUGUGGGAUUUACGGAACAUGGGUUAUGUUCAGCAGCGAAGAGAAUCAAGUCUGAAAUACCAGACCCGCUGUAUCAGAGCGUUUCCGAAUAAACAGGGUUAUGUUUUAAGUUCUAUUGAAGGUCGUGUUGCUGUCGAAUAUUUGGAUCCAAGUCCAGAAAUCCAGAAGAAGAAAUAUGCAUUCAAAUGUCACCGUUUGAAGGAAAAUAACAUUGAGCAGAUUUAUCCAGUUAAUGCUAUUUCUUUCCACAAUGUCCACAAUACAUUUGCUACAGGAGGUUCCGAUGGAUUUGUAAACAUUUGGGAUCCAUUUAAUAAAAAGCGGCUGUGUCAGUUCCAUCGGUAUCCCACAAGCAUAGCAUCACUUGCCUUCAGCAAUGAUGGAACUACCCUUGCAAUAGCUUCUUCAUAUAUGUAUGAAAUGGAUGACAUUGAACAUCCUGAAGAUGGUAUCUAUAUUCGCCAAGUGACAGAUGCAGAAACAAAACCUAAGUGA